AUGACACAUAUCGGAUUUCCCAGGUCACUGAAGAACAGGGACGACACAGGAGUGGAUGCCGUCUGCAGCUACAGAAACCACCUCGCAUCUCCCAGGUUUGGCAGAGAAAAGGUUUACCAUGAGCUGAGCAAUAUGACAAAGAACAUCACCCAGUUAGGACUCUACACUCUGGACAACACGAGCCUCUAUGUCAAUGGUUACAAUGAACCACUUACUCUCCCAUCUGCAAAACCAUCCACCACACAAAGCCCACUACCAGCCACGGAGCUUUUCACACUGAACUUCACAUUAACCAACCUCCAAUACACCCCAGAUCUAGGGAAUCCUGGUUCUCCCAAAUUCACCUCGACACAGAAAAUAAUGCUUCAUUAUAUGGAUUUUCUGCUCACAAACAGCAGCAUUGGCCCUGCCUAUACAGACUGCAAAAUAAUGGCAUUUAGGUCGGUGAUGAACAGGGACGACACGGGAGUAGACGCCGUCUGCAGCUACAGGAAUGACCCCACAGCACCCACGUUUGACAGAGUGAAGGUUUACCGUGAGCUGAGCAGCAUGACGAAGAACAUCACCCAGUUAGGACCCUACAACCUAGACAAGAAGAGUCUCUAUGUCAACGGAUACAACGAAGCCCUUCUUGAGCCAACUCUGAGUCCAACUAUCCCACAAAAUCCAACCGAUGCGCAUUUCUCACUGAACUUCACCUUAACCAACCUCCGCUACACUCCAGACCUGGCGAUUCCUGGAUCCCCCAAAUUCAAUUCGACAGAGAAAAUAAUGCUCUAUUAUAUUGAUCCUCUGGUCAGAAACAGCAGCAUUGGCCCUGACUUCUCAGGAUGCAAAGUGAUGGCCUUUAGGUCGGUGAUGAACAGGGACGACACGGGAAUAGAUGCCGUCUGCAGCUACAGGAAUGACCCCACAGCGCCCAGGUUUGACAGAGUGAAGGUUUACCGUGAGCUGAGCAGCAUGAUGAAGAACAUCACCAAGUUAGGACCCUACAACCUGGACAAGAAGAGCCUCUAUGUCAACGGAUACAACGAAGCCCUUCUUGAGCCAACUCUGAGUCCAACUAUCCCACAAAAUCCAACCGAUGCGCAUUUCUCACUGAACUUCACCUUAACCAACCUCCGCUACACUCCAGACCUGGCGAUUCCUGGAUCCCCCAAAUUCAAUUCGACAGAGAAAAUAAUGCUCUAUUAUAUUGAUCCUCUGGUCAGAAACAGCAGCAUUGGCCCUGACUUCUCAGGAUGCAAAGUGAUGGCCUUUAGGUCGGUGAUGAACAGGGACGACACGGGAAUAGAUGCCGUCUGCAGCUACAGGAAUGACCCCACAGCGCCCAGGUUUGACAGAGUGAAGGUUUACCGUGAGCUGAGCAGCAUGAUGAAGAACAUCACCAAGUUAGGACCCUACAACCUGGACAAGAAGAGCCUCUAUGUCAACGGAUACAAUGAAGCCCUUCUUGAGCCAACUCUGAGUCCAACUAUCCCACAAAAUCCAACCGAUGCACAUUUCUCACUGAACUUCACCUUAACCAACCUCCGCUACACUCCAGACCUGGCGAUUCCUGGAUCCCCCAAAUUCAAUUCGACAGAGAAAAUAAUGCUCUAUUAUAUUAAUCCUCUGGUCAAAAACAGCAGCAUUGGCCCUGCCUUCUCGGGAUGCAAAGUGAUGGCCUUUAGGUCUGUGAAUAACAAGGAUGACACCGGAAUCGACGCCAUCUGCAGCUACAAAACCAGCCCCCCCGUCACCCUGCUUGACAGAGUUAAGCUUUAUCAUGAGCUGAGCGGCAUGAGCAUGGGCACCACCAAGCUGGGAGCAUACACCAUGGAGAAGAACAGCCUUUAUGUGAACGGCUUCCGUCCCUCAGAUGUAGCUACUACUACAAACCCUUCUCCCACGGGGACUCCAGGGAAUGUGGGAUAUCAGUUCAACUUCAGAAUAAUCAAUGCAAACCUGAGCGACACAAAUCCGAGUUCUGAGUUCUACCAAGCACUGCAGAAAGACAUCACCACCAAGAUGAACCAGCUGUACACAAAGAGCAACCUUACAGACAGAUUCCUGUUUUGCAAUGUCACAGGCUUGAGGAUUGGCUCGGUCGUGGUCGACUGCCAUUGCUUCUUCACGUCAGCGACCAGCUUCAGCCAGGAGAGUGUUCUAAGCGCGUUUCAGGCUGGAACUAAGAACGUAAGCGCACAAUGGCUGGAAGGCCGUUACCAGCUGCAGAACGCCACAGUGACCGUCUCAGUUUUGGAGCCAGAAAUCAAACCAGCGACUCGGCCACCUGUCAGUGCUCAGCAGGAGACUUUCAAGUUAAAUUUCACCAUCACUAACCUGAAUUACACGUCAGAUCUGAACCAACCCACCUCAGAUCUUCAUCAGAAACACAAGCAGAAUAUUGAGAAAGAGCUUGACAACAUUUUCAGAAAAAGCAGCAUCGCGAAGUACUUCACUGGCUGUUCCGUUGACAGUUUUAGGUCCAUCUCUGGGAAAAGGUACACUGGUAUUAAUGUUGUCUGCAAAUUCAUGCUGGACAGCACAUCAAAGGCCUUUAACAGAGAAGCAGUGUACGCGGAGUUUGAGCGAAUAACCAACGGAGGGACUCAGCUAGGGGCCAGCUACCAAAUAGACAAGGAGAGCUUGCUUGUGAACGGUUAUUCUCCUCUCAUCACAAUGACAGGCGAGCCCAGCAGAUCUGAGCUCCCGUAUUGGGCGAUAAUCCUCAUCUGCCUCUCAGCAUUGCUUGGCUUGAUCAUCCUCUUCCUCCUGUGUUUCUUGAUUGCCUUUUGUCUGAGAAGAAAGGCAGGCCUGUACCAGGUCCAGCAGGACCUAUACGGGGUCUAUUUCCCACACCUGGACAUGAGAAAAAUGCACUGACGUGUUGCAGAGAUGAACUCUGUGCACCCAGAAGCGCCUCUUCUUACGGACCCACUCACCCACCAGGAGAGAAAAAAUGUUUACAACUGCAACAAAGAAUGUUUUGUGUCUCCCUUAGUAAAUUAUGGUUAGCCUGGACUCCUCUUUUCUUUUGGCCUUGAUACUGAACAUCUUUGCACUGAUCUCAGCCAUGAUUUUGUAUUGUGGAAAACUGCCGGCAGUGCAGAUGUGUUGGGAAAAGAUAUUUAUUUUUGUAUGCACUGUGCGGUUUUGAGCAAAUGUUAUACUUCCAAAAACCAAACCAGAAAAUGAAGUGACCACUAGAUCAAUGCAGUCUACUGUGCUGCUCAGUGUUAAUGUAUUUUUUUCUGAAGGGGGAAAUUAAAUUAGUUAAUUUAUGGUAUUUUAGGUACUAACUAUUGUAAAUGAACAAAACAAAGAAAAUGCACUUUAAUUCUACCUUGUUUUUUCUGCUUUAUAAUUCAAAAUGAAAUAUGUCUAUAUUUUAAACAGAUGAGAAACAUAAUUUUAUAUUUUAAAUGAUGCCAGAUUUGUGUUUGUUAAAUAUGCAUUAUGAAAUAUAACUCAGAGAAAUUGAGAGACAGUUGUGCCAUGUCACUCAGGGUAGAGACUAUAACACAGAUUGCAAUUCAGAAAUAAAGGAUCAGAAAUCAUUC
Pelodiscus sinensis (Chinese soft-shelled turtle) is the source of this 3545-nucleotide messenger RNA. Lineage: Eukaryota; Metazoa; Chordata; Testudines; Trionychidae. The record is from RefSeq and is a predicted model, not a curated record.